Selaginella moellendorffii is the source of this 1279-nucleotide messenger RNA. Its product is annotated as polygalacturonase. The transcript is spliced from 8 exons. Lineage: Eukaryota; Viridiplantae; Streptophyta; Lycopodiopsida; Selaginellales; Selaginellaceae. Gene Ontology annotation, molecular function: polygalacturonase activity. Gene Ontology annotation, biological process: carbohydrate metabolic process. The record is from RefSeq and is a predicted model, not a curated record. The coding region runs from base 1 to 1146 and encodes 381 amino acids.
AUGUGGGAGUUUCUCCUCACGAUCUUUGUGAUCUUCCCGAGUCUCGAUUCCGCUCGUACAAAUAUGAUUUCUUCCGGAGAACCAAACGUAUUCAAUGUCAGGCAAUUCAACGCCCGGGGAGAUGGAAUUCAAAACGAUACUCAGGACUCCGUUUUUCUCAUCCCACAGUCAUUCACCUUCUUGAUCUGGCCGGCAUCUUUCAAAGGACCAUGCAAAUCCAACAUGACAAUGCAGAUCGAUGGAACCAUUGUAGCUCCCGGGAGCCCGGAUCAAUACGAGCCUGGGCAGAGGAACUCGUGGAUCUCCAUCGUCAAGCUCACGAGUUUUAGCAUCACUGGAAUCGGGACGAUUGAUGGGCGGGGUCAAACGUGGUGGAACAUCUCUUGCAAACAUAACCCUUCUCCUGCAUUGUGGGUGUUUGGAUCGACGGGGCUAAACUUGAGCGGCAUUCGCAUCCAAAACAGCCAGCAGAUGAACGUCGCGUUCGUGUCAUGCCACGACGUGAUCGUCGCGAGAAUAAGGAUAGAGAAUCCACAAAAUAGUCCAAACACCGACGGCAUUCACAUCGAAUCGUCCAUGAAUGUGACAAUAGAACACGCGGCCAUUGGCACAGGCGAUGAUUGUGUGUCGAUUGGAUCGGGGUCGUCCAAUGUCGUGAUCAGGGAUUGCGAGUGUGGCCCUGGCCAUGGCAUCAGCAUUGGGAGUCUUGGGAAGGGAGAAAGCGCAGCUUAUGUUUCCAGCGUUCUUGUGCAUCGCCUGCAAAUAAAUGGAACCAUGAAUGGGCUGAGGAUCAAGACAUGGCAGGGAGGCCGCGGCAGCGCCAGCAACAUCCGAUUCGAGAAUGUAUCGAUGAGCGGCGUUGCGAAUCCCAUCAUCAUCGAUCAGAAUUACUGCGACGCGCUGCGCCCCUGCUCGCCACAGGGAUCGGCCGUCCAGGUGAAGAGCGUCGAGUAUCUUCACAUCCGGGGAACCUCCGCGACCGCCAUCGCCACGAUCUUCGAUUGCAGUGCCUCGCUUCCCUGCCUUGAUCUCCUCCUCCACGACAUCAAUCUCACGCAGAGCUCGGGAGCUCAAGCCUCGGCAAGCUGCUCCAAUGCGUUCGGUGUUUCAUCCGGCAGCGUCGUCCCAGCGAGCUGCCUCGUGUGACCGGAAUUUAGGUUAUCUUCGUGCGGAGCCUGGAAGGAAUAUGCUUCUAGCGUCGCGAUCCUUGGGGUAGGGCAUAUUCUGUCUGGCUGAUCCCUGAAGAGGGGAUCUCGGGAAGGCUCCGUCUCUCUCUCUC